Messenger RNA from Prorocentrum cordatum, 2160 nucleotides. The record is from the annotation of a GenBank genome assembly. NCBI's taxonomy places the organism in Eukaryota, Dinophyceae, Prorocentrales, Prorocentraceae.
AUGUUGGCGCGGGCGGCCGAUGCGGCCGCGCUGGAGGAGGAGAGCAGUGCCUGCGCGGAGGCCCAGCGGGUGGAGCUGCUGCAGCACCGCGCCGGGGCCGCGGGCGGCCUGGCCGCGCGGGGGCUGCUCACGGGGGCGGCCCUGGGCGGCAGGCUCGUGGUGGAGGCGGACAUGUCAAUGGUCAAGAGCACCUUCGCCGUCAGCAGCGGGCGCAUCGGCAACAGCAUGCAGUGGAAGCAGCGGUUCCUGCCCACGUACCCCGAGACGGAAGAGAACGAGCCGAUGGAGUCCACUGGCUUGGAGAGCGCCCUCGACAGCGCGAUUGCGACAGGGCACGGAGAUGAGCGCCACGGCGAUUGGGUACCUGAUCUGGACUUUGACCCCCUUUCUAUCGCGUGCGGCAAGGCAGCCAGGGUCCGCAUGGACUCCACCGUGACUAGAUACCAAGCAGACGAGGACACAUACGUCAAGGAGAUGUCCCAUUUCAGCUUCCAUGGCGUCUGGGCCGGGGGCAGCGGUUACGACAGGGAGGUUGGUGGCCUCACGGUCAGCGAAGUCGAAGACCUCUUCCAGCAGGGGUUGGGCGACUUGAAGGAGUAUUCCCCAUGGAUGGACAUACAUGCUGGCCUUUAUGAUAAUGACAUCGAUUCCUACGUUGAACGAUUCAAUGAUUACUCGUAUCCCUUUCUGGCCUUGCGGUGGCCUUCCGCUGUGGGCGAGCGGUUGUUCUAUUCGCUGAUAUCUCAUGUGAACAACACGCAAGAGGUCUUCGAGAUUGUCUCGGCUGUUGCGCCGUCGAGUGCCAGCCUGCCUGUGACAGAAUUCCCAAUGCCUCGGCACGUCUUUCGCCAGGAGGAGAUCGAAUGGUUGCAAAGAUCAAAGGGCCCCGUGCAGCUUCAUGUCAGUCGCACCCAUCGCGACCUCAACGUCGUGAAGGCACACUAUAAAAGCAUGUUUGGCUUGGAUCCCGAGCAUGAGAUGCAUGAUGCAGGCAGUGGCGUCAGUUUCGUGUCCUUCUGGCACCAGGUCGGAGUAACGUUUCAUGAGAAGGUCCGCGUGCAGGUGAUGUACUGGAGCAGGUCAAACCAGGCAGCAACCGCAGAUCACACCACGGCGUGGUUGGAGGCCAAGCUUGAGCACAUUAACAGUGAGUUCAUGCGGUCCUACAAGUCUUGCGUUGGAUACAUGCUGUUUGAUAGUGGCGGCUCCCUCUGGACGGGGUACUUCCCAUUGCCUGGAGGUUUCUACGCCGAGCUGAUCCCGAACGAGGCGGUGUCACCAGAGGGUACUCAGGCCGUGGUGCAGAAGAUCCCCUUGCUGGCUGUGGCAGCAGGUCCCAGGGACAAGGAGAAGUGGAUAGAGCGACUGAAAGAAGAGCUGGGAGCUCUGAUACAGUACGUGCAGAUCAACAAGGAGAACGAUAACGAUUGGUUCAACGUGGAGCCGAACGAGGACGGCACCAAGUGGAAAGGCACCUGCUGGUACGUCCACAAUCUGCUGAAGUACGAGUUCGCGCUCCAGUUCGAGAUCCCCGCGGGCUACCCCUCGGUGCCCAUAGAGCUGGAGCUGCCCGAGCUGGACGGCAAGACGCCGAAGAUGUACCGUGGCGGGAAGAUCUGCCUGGACAUCCACUUCUCACCGCUGUGGAGGAACAACGUGCCCAAGUUCGGCAUCGCCCACGCGCUGUCCCUGGCGCUGGGGCCGUGGCUCGCCGCGGACAGGGCGGCGCCGGACGAGGCGGACAAGGAGCCCGCCGCCGCAGGGAGGGCGGGCGUGAUCUGUGGAGCAGAGGGCCAGGCUCAGGCAGGGCCGCAGAGGGGCUUCGCAGCAGCCAGCGGCGUCUUCGUGGCGCUGGGCCAGUGCGACGGGCGCGACCCCGACCUGCGGCGGCCGCGCCGCCGACCCUCGGGGGCACUGCAUCCAGGGGGGCUGCAAACCAUCCACACGUUCGUGCUGCUGCUACGCCCGUGCUACCCGUGGCCCCUGACGCUCCCGACGGACAACUCGAUGGCGGACAAGGCGAAGCCCCGCGCAGCCUGGCGCCUGUCGAAGUCCUCGGGCCAGUCUGGCAAUGCGGACGAUUACCCGCCUGUUCAGUCGGAUCAGCCAAUGAACGACGAGGAUGCCGACGAAGAGGCAGCCCGAUUCUUCGGACUAUAA